Messenger RNA from Nipponia nippon (crested ibis), 2697 nucleotides. The record is from RefSeq and is a predicted model, not a curated record. Lineage: Eukaryota; Metazoa; Chordata; Aves; Pelecaniformes; Threskiornithidae.
AUGCGUAUUUUUGUGAACGACGACCGCCACGUGAUGGCCAAACAUUCGGCCGUUUACCCGACGCAGGAGGAGCUGGAGGCAGUUCAGAAUAUGGUGUCCCACACGGAGCGGGCGCUCAAAGCUGUGUCCGACUGGAUCGACGAGCAAGAAAAAGUCAGCGGGGAGCAGCCAGAGACAGAGUCCAUGGAGACGGCAGCCGAAGAGGAAAACAAGGAAGGAGGGGAUCAGAAGGCCACGGAGCAGCUGACUAGGACCCUGCGUGGAGUGAUGCGUGUGGGGCUCGUAGCAAAAGGCCUGUUACUCAAGGGGGACUUGGAUCUUGAGCUAGUUCUUCUGUGCAAAGAUAAACCCACCACAGAUCUCCUGGAGAAAGUAGCUGACAAUCUCGGAGUACAGCUUGCUGCUAUUACCGAAGACAAAUAUGAAAUAAUCCAGUCGGUCGGCGAUGCUGCAAUUGUAAUUAAGAACACAAAAGAGCCGCCGUUGACGCUGACCAUCCACUUGACGUCGCCCGUAGUCAGAGAAGAAAUGGAAAAACAGUUAGCUGGAGAAACGCUAUCAGUCAACGACUCCCCGGACGUUCUGGACAGGCAGAAAUGCCUUGCUGCCUUGGCGUCACUGCGACACGCCAAGUGGUUCCAGGCCAGGGCGAACGGGCUGAAGUCGUGCGUCAUAGUGAUACGAGUGCUGCGAGAUCUGUGUACCCGGGUUCCUACUUGGGCACCGCUGAGAGGAUGGCCUCUAGAGCUGCUGUGUGAGAAAUCUAUUGGAACUGCUAACAGACCCAUGGGCGCUGGCGAGGCUCUGAGGAGAGUUCUUGAAUGCCUUGCCUCGGGAAUCGUUAUGCCAGAUGGUUCUGGUAUUUAUGAUCCUUGUGAAAAAGAAGCCACUGAUGCUAUUGGGCAUCUAGACAGACAACAAAGGGAAGAUAUCACACAGAGUGCUCAGCAUGCUCUGAGACUUGCUGCUUUUGGCCAGCUUCACAAAGUCUUGGGGAUGGAUCCCCUGCCUUCCAAAAUGCCCAAGAAACCAAAGAACGAAAACCCCGUUGACUAUACUGUCCAGAUUCCUCCCAGUACAACGUACGCUGUCACCCCAAUGAAGCGUCCAAUGGAGGAGGACGGAGAGGAGAAAUCUCCCAGCAAAAAGAAAAAGAAGAUUCAGAAAAAAGAGGAAAAACUUGAACCUCCCCAGGCCAUGAAUGCACUGAUGAAACUAAACCAGCUCAAACCUGGGCUCCAGUACAAACUCGUCUCUCAGACGGGUCCUGUUCACGCUCCUAUCUUUACAAUGUCUGUGGAAAUCGAUGGCAGCACCUUUGAGGCAUCGGGACCUUCCAAAAAGACGGCCAAAUUGCACGUGGCAGUGAAGGUGUUGCAAGACAUGGGUUUACCCACGGGAGUGGAAGGCAAAGAAGCUGGGAAAGGAGACGAAUCAGCAGAGGAGACGGAACAGAAACCGGUCGUUGUCGCUCCCCCUCCUGUAGUAGAAACUGUCUCGACACCCACGGCUGCUUCUCCUCCUUCAGAUCAAACCCCAGAGAAUGUGAAACAGCAGGGACCAAUUCUGACGAAGCACGGCAAGAACCCCGUGAUGGAGCUGAACGAGAAGCGGCGCGGGCUGAAAUACGAACUGAUUUCAGAAACGGGCGGCAGCCACGACAAGCGCUUUGUCAUGGAGGUGGAGGUCGACGGGCAGAAAUUCCAAGGAGCCGGUUCAAAUAAAAAGGUGGCAAAAGCCUACGCCGCUCUGGCCGCGCUGGAGAAGUUGUUCCCGGAUGCUCCUGUUGCCAUUGAGCAAAACAAGAAGAAGAGAGCCCCCGUGCCGGCGAGGGGAGGACCCAAGUUUGCAGUAAAACAGCACAACCCGGGUUUCGGAAUGGGAGGCCCCAUGCACAACGAAGUGCCUCCUCCGCCCAACAUGCGCGGUCGUGGGAGAGGCGGCAACAUCCGCGGCCGCGGGAGAGGCCGGGGCGGAUUCGGCGGCAAUCACGGCGGCUACAUGAAUGCAGGUGCUGGCUACGGGAGCUAUGGUUACGGAGGGAAUUCCGCGACAGCAGGCUACAGUAAGUGGUUUUCCGCGGGGGGCGUAGAUGGGAAUGGGCCCGGCGGCGGAGGCGGCGGCGGCGGCUCCUCCGGCUACGGCUCCUACUACCAGGGCGGCGAUAACUACAACUCGCCGGUUCCUCCCAAACACGGCGGAAAGAAACAGCAGCACGGAGGACAGCAAAAGCCUUCCUACGGUUCGGGGUACCAGUCCCACCAGGGCCAGCAGCAGCAGUCCUACAACCAGAACCAGUACAGUAACUACGGCCCGCCGCAGGGCAAACAGAAAGGCUACAACCACGGCCAAGGCAACUAUUCCUCCUACUCCAAUUCCUACAACUCGCCUGGCGGCGGAGGCUCCGAUUACAACUACGAGAGCAAAUUCAGUUAUGGCGGCAACAGCGGCCGCGGAGGCGGAGGAAACAACUACUCGGGAGGUGCCUCCUACAACACCGGCUCGCACGGUGGCUACGGGGGCGGCUCUGGGGGCGGAGGGUCCUCGUACCAAGGUAAGCAAGGUGGAUAUUCCUCCCAGUCCAACUACAACUCCCCCGGUUCAGGCCAAAAUUACAGCGGCCCCCCCAGCUCCUACCAAGCGUCCCAAGGCGGCUACGGCAGAAACGACCACAGCAUGAAUUACCAGUACAGAUAA